UGUGCUGUUCGGUUUUGGUAUACCUUGCACGAUGGUUUGCGAACAAGCGCGGCUGGAAAUGAGUUCAAGACGAGGAUGUGUCUAGCUCAGCGUAGUCGAAACGGUCUAUGCCAGGUUAACACUGCGACAGUCGCCUCUUUCUCCGUAACGAGGCUUAAUUCUCUCGCUUUGCACAAUGCUCUGUACCUGUCUCCGUGGCUUGUCGUGCAAUCUGAGGCGGUACUUUCAGUAUUGCCGGCAUCGCACCGCCGACCGCUGUGCCGCCGUAUGCCGAUCUCUUACGUCGAACUUUGGCUGGUGGUGCACUUGGAGACGCCGUAUGUCAUGGUGACACACAUGUGACUGGCCACCCUUUUCCCUGUCUGACCCUCCGGCAACGUUGUGGCGGUGACCUGUUG
Molecule: messenger RNA, 398 nt
Organism: Baudoinia panamericana UAMH 10762
Lineage: Eukaryota; Fungi; Ascomycota; Dothideomycetes; Mycosphaerellales; Teratosphaeriaceae
Exons: 1
Coding region: 76-342 (88 amino acids)
Source: RefSeq, a predicted model, not a curated record